GCAGGCUGCUGCCGUGUCCAGCGCCCUUGCCGGGAGGCCCUUGCCAUCCCCCCGGCGAUGUUGUCUCCUCAGAGACAAGCUGGGAGCUUAAAAGACGCUUUUUAAGGCUAGAUUGUGCCUUGGCUGCAAGGAUGUGGCAUCUCGGGUUUCCAUGAUCCUGGGGUUGUGCCAGCCAGGUGGUCAACAGCCACUUCUUAGUGACUUGGCAACCUCUUCUGCACCCUACUUUCCUCCUACGCACAUGGGGAGCGAAGGUACAAGCUGCACCCCAGCAAGUGGCUGAAGACAAAUUUGUAUUUGAUUUACCAGACUAUGAAAACAUCAACCAUGUAGUGGUCUUCAUGCUGGGAACUAUACCAUUUCCAGAUGGAAUGGGAGGAUCUGUCUAUUUUUGUUACCCAGACCAGAGUGGGAUGGCAGUGUGGCAGCUGCUGGGGUUUGUCACUAAUGAGAAGCCAAGUGCCAUCUUCAAAAUUUCUGGUCUGAAAUCUGGGAAGGGAAGUCAGCAUCCCUUUGGUGCCAUGAACCUCCCACAGACACCAACAGUGGCUCAGAUUGGAAUCUCAGUGGAACUGCUGGAGACCCUGGCUCAGCAGACUCCUGUUGCAAGUGCUGCUGUGUCAUCAGUAGAUUCAUUCACAGAGUUCACUCAGAAGAUGUUGGAUAACUUCUAUAACUUUGCUUCCUCGUUUGCUGUUACUCAGGCACAGAUGACCCCAAAUCCUUCUGAAGCUUUCAUUCCUGCAAAUGUAGUUCUGAAAUGGUAUGAAAACUUCCAGAGACGUCUGACACAGAACCCUCUCUUUUGGAAAACAUAAGUUUAAAUUCUCGCAUUUUGAGUUCUUUCUAGAGUGUUACCUGAAAGAUGCAUCAAGUAACUCUACUGAAGAUUUCUGGGGGGGAGGAGGGGAAAAACCCAAACAACGAUUAGUCUAAAUAGACAAACUAGUAACUUUUAUAUUACUCUUGAACAGUAUUUAAAAUUAAAAUCAAUGAAAAUUACUAGUCUGCAUGUUGGUUUAUUUAAUUUAAAUGCUUGGCUGCAACAAGAAAUCAAUGUUCCAUGUAGAAAUAUUUAUUUGAAACUGCAUUUAAAGUGGAAAAAAUUACAAGAUGAAAAAUGGCA
Molecule: messenger RNA, 1126 nt
Organism: Lonchura striata (white-rumped munia)
Lineage: Eukaryota; Metazoa; Chordata; Aves; Passeriformes; Estrildidae
Source: RefSeq, a predicted model, not a curated record